Molecule: messenger RNA, 2378 nt
Organism: Paralichthys olivaceus (Japanese flounder)
Lineage: Eukaryota; Metazoa; Chordata; Actinopteri; Pleuronectiformes; Paralichthyidae
Source: RefSeq, a predicted model, not a curated record
GUCUCCAUGACAACCCCUGGGUGUGUGACUGCCGGCUCUACGACCUAGUCCAGUUCCAGAAGUCCCCAACUCUGUCGGUGGCAUUCAUCGACACCAGGCUCCGGUGUUCCGCGCCGGAGAGUGUGUCGGGGGUUCUGUUCAGUGAUGCAGAGCUGAGGCGCUGUCAGCUCCCACGUAUCCACACCGCCGUGGCGCGAGUCCGGAGCGCUGUUGGAAACAAUGUGCUGCUCCGUUGUGGGACCAUUGGAGUCCCCAUCCCGGACCUGACAUGGCGCAGGACCGAUGGACGAGCCCUCAAUGGAACAGUCCAGCAGGAAACGUCAAAGGAAGGAAUCACCUGGUCCAUCCUCAGUGUCCCAGCUGUGUCCUAUCAUGAUUCAGGGAAAUACAUCUGCAAGGCCACUAACUACGCAGGGAAUGCAGAGGCUGUAAUUUCUCUCAUUGUCUCUAACUCCCCAAAGCCAGAGGGGAAUCAAACCAGUAGUGAGAAGAAGGCAAAAGUCAAGAAAUCCAACCAAAUAGGCAAAGCUGCCUACCAGGAGAAACUGGUGGCCAGAUACUUGGUUCCAACCUCCACCCCUUCAUCCCUGCCUGCCCUGGAUCCUGGCCUCCCACCUGGGCUUGGUUCUGAGUCUGAUCUAGCCAGUUACAGCCUGGCUGACAGAGCCACACCGGGGCCUGCCACCUCCUCCAACCCAGAUGCAUUGCUGGAUCUGGAGAAGACAAACCUAAGCAACUUGGCUGCCAACACCUCGUCGCUGCAGCAAGACCCGGACAGGGUGGUCCGCUCAGUGAAGGUAGUGGGGGACACAGACAAUACAAUUUCUCUGAACUGGAGAGCCCCUAAAGCCAAGAACACUACAGCAUUUAGUGUGUUGUAUGCUGUGUUUGGAGAGAGGGACAUGAGGAAGAUCAAUGUUGGGGCGGGACAGAACCGUGUAACCAUCGAAGGGCUGGUGCCCAGGACCAAGUACAUUGCCUGUGUGUGUGUGAGGGGGCUGAUCCCAAAGAAGGAGCAGUGUGUGAUAUUUUCCACUGAUGAAGCAGCCAGUGCCACUGGCACCCAGAGGCUGAUUAACGUGAUUGUGAUCACAGUGGCCUGUAUCAUCGCAGUCCCACUCACCGUCAUCGUGUGCUGUGGGGCGCUGAAGAGACGCAUUCAGAAGUACUGGGGAAAGAAGUCCAAGGACAUCCAAGAUUCAUAUGUGACCUUUGAAACGCUGUCACCUGGUACAAAGGCCAAAGGGCUUGAGGGCGAGUAUUUGAACAGACUGAACCCAGAGGAGUCCAACAGGCUGCUGUCGGCCCGCUCCAGCCUGGACUCUGAGGCCACGGCUAAGAUAGAGGGACAGCCCAACGAGUACUUCUGCUGACAUCAUGCUCCAGCUCCGGCUCCUGCUCCACGCCAUCUCCCUCGCACUCAACCACAUCCACGUCCCAGCCAACACACUAACAUGCAUUCACAUACCCUUCACCACCCCCACCUGCAUGUCCAUCCACAUCCAUACCCCCAUCACUACCAGUACUCUCACUCUCAGCGACAUCCUGACGUCAGUCCCCCUCUCACCCACUCCCAUACGCCCACACGUUGGGAUUCCCCCCCACCUGUUCCUCCGCGCUGGAUCACGCCACCAACUCCGCCGCCGCAGAGAGCCAACUUCUAUCAAAGGACCUUUGCACGCUGCACUAUCAUGGAAAUAUCAGUUUAGAGAAUAUUUAACAUUUUAAUUCACUUGUAUUUUAACCAAACAUUGAGGGAAACUCACUGGGUUGUCACACAUGUAUCCACACAGUUAAAAUUAUAAGACAUUUGACACAGCAUCCAAACACACUCAUGCUUUAAUGUCUAAAAGAAUGUUUUUUUUAUUACUAAGCCUGUAAGAGGAAACAAGUCAAAAAAUGAAAUUAUUAUUGUAAUUAAUAUUUAAUUUCACUCACAGGGCCCAGCAAAGAAACCUCUGCAAUCUCAUCUGAUUAAAAGGGAACUCAGCGGUAUACAUUCCAUUGUUUAUAUCAUAUAUGUACGUGUAUGAUUUGUAAAUAUGUUACCUGGAUAAUGUACACACACAUAUACAGUUAUGUCUGUGCCUCUGUAUAAUCUGUCAUACGUUCUCAGAGAAGAUAUACACACAGGCAUGGUUCAACAACUCUGGUGAAUGAAGAAAAAAGCUGGAGCUGGAGAAAGAAGUACAUGAAGGUCUGAACUAUGACACCGUGUAAAUAGCGUGGACAUGAUGCAAAAAUGAAAUGUUAAAAAAAAUAUUUCUACUCCUGGCAAUGAGACACAUACUGAAAUAUCUCUAUGUACCUGUUUUGUGCCACCUAGAGGCAUCAUUACCCCCAAUGAGAUGUAGAUCUGUUCAUUUCAAUUAUAUAAU